AUGGCAUUGGCAAUGAUGCUUUUCUCCUUCUCGAGAACUGUUAGGUUGCUAAACGAGCUUGUACAGAGUGCAAAGUCUGUUUUAAUCUCUUGGACUUCUUUUAAGAGAGAGACUAUUGGGCCAAGUACUUUCUUUAGUGUAGUGAGGAUUGUAAAGGAUCUUGUUUUCGGAGAGUUGGUGGCAGGGUUCGUAGUGACUCGGAGGAGGGUGAUGCCCUGUGAUCAGGGCAUCAAAGUGUCGCUCGGUAGUUGCCUUAAAUUCAAGGCAAAGAGCAGUGAGAAGUUUUCGUGA
Messenger RNA from Sclerotinia sclerotiorum 1980 UF-70, 291 nucleotides. RefSeq lists its product with no specific name. NCBI's taxonomy places the organism in Eukaryota, Fungi, Ascomycota, Leotiomycetes, Helotiales, Sclerotiniaceae. The coding region runs from base 1 to 291 and encodes 96 amino acids. The transcript is spliced from 2 exons. The record is from RefSeq and is a predicted model, not a curated record.